This is a messenger RNA of Exophiala dermatitidis NIH/UT8656, 2629 nucleotides long. RefSeq lists its product as uncharacterized. The transcript has 3 exons. The coding region runs from base 703 to 1776 and encodes 357 amino acids. Lineage: Eukaryota; Fungi; Ascomycota; Eurotiomycetes; Chaetothyriales; Herpotrichiellaceae. The record is from RefSeq and is a predicted model, not a curated record. Gene Ontology annotation, molecular function: phosphatidylinositol kinase activity. Gene Ontology annotation, biological process: phosphatidylinositol metabolic process.
UUCAAGUUGAAUCGUUCUGGAGACAGUAGCAUAUGUUGGAUUUCUUGAAUGCUGUAUACCAGAUACAUAUUGCUCAAUCAGGCGGGCCUGGACCCGAUCAGACUGGACAUCUUGAAAUUGAAGGCUUUCCUGCUGUCCUAGUCAAGAUGUGACCCUCUUAUGUGACAUGUGGCAUGAAAAGCACCGCAUCACAAUGCCUCGAUCCGAUGUAUCCUCCAUGAACUUGGCGAUAGACUCGGAGGGCGUGACUGUAUCGUGCAGGAGGGCAGACCAGUCACUCCCGGGGCGGGCCGCUGCAAUAAGGGUCAAGUUACGAAAUGUAGAAAUUGACUUCCGGUCUGCAUCCUGCAGUACUUGCUAGUAUGCAUAAUCACGAGGCGUCAAAAUACACUCGUAAGAACUCGUCGAUGUUGAAGCUUGACCAUGGUCGACUGCAGCCUGAGUGGCAGGGGCCCAGUAGGAGCGCAGCCUCGUCACGUUCCAGGGGCGACAAGGCUGAAGUGGCCUUGACGUCACAUUGUUGACUUGCUCGCGUGGCUUCAACAGGCAGGGAUCGUGUCAAAGUUUCCAUGAAAUUGACAACAAAAUUGCACACAAACCCAACGAUUCUCUCCUGUCCCUUUCCCCGUCGGCCGUUCACGAUUUUUGAUCUAUUGUUUCUCGUCCUUUCUAGCAUAUGCAGCCGGGUUCUCUCCAGAUAUCAUGGGAAGCCGCGAUGAGUACAUCUCGCGGUCCAUAGCACUCGCCGUCCUCCAAGGGGACAGGGCUGACAGCGGUUUCCGAUUCUGGCAUUGGCUCCGCAAGAUCUUCGCGCUAUAUGCGCUCGUCCUGACCCGGUUCCGACCGGACCUCUUCCAAAGACUACGGAACCAAACAUGGAAGAUAUCCGAAGAUGACUACAAAGCCAGCUUCCAGGGCGAGAAUCCGCUCAUACCCAAAGGCGACAUGGGGUAUUCAGGAUCGACGUUCUUCACAACCAGGGACAACAAGUACCUGAUCAAGUCGGUUCCACGGCGGUUCGAGCAUACAUUCUUCCGCGACGACUUACUGGAACCGUACGUCGCGCACAUGGAAUCACACCCGCAAUCGCUGCUGGUGCGCAUCACCGACUUCUUGGGUUGGAAGUACCACAGUCUCGGCGGUCUGUUGGGCCUGGCACCGAACUACCAUCUUGUCAUGGAGAAUCUGUUGCACGGCCAGGACGAGGACUCCAACUGGCAGACCUUUGACCUGAAGCCCAUGUCCUACUUCUUUCCCGAGCGGGACAUCGCCGGCGGUAAGCUUGCGUCGCAGGCGACCAAGUCGAAACUUGCCGAUGAAUUCAACGACAAAAUGCGCUUGAGUCAAUCACAGGCCGACGCGUUUCUGGAAGCCCUACAAGCUGACACCGAGCUGCUUGCACGCCACAAUGCAGUCGACUACAGUCUGAUGCUGGUGCGAAUUCCAAGACCAUCCACAAUACCUGCGAGUAGUGAUGAUCCAUUUCGCGACCCUGAGCCCCUGGACUGGCGAACAGGGGUUCCGUCCCAGGACGGCAAAUGGCUGUAUCGCGCUCUGAUCCUCGACUUUUUCUGGGCAAAGCACAAGGUCCGGGCGAAACUUAUGACGCUGCUCGUGGACGCCUGGAAUCUCAUCGAUCGAAAGGGUCCCAUGAGCAUCACCACCACGGCUCCGGAGUAUCGUGGCAGGUUUCUCGAUAUGUGUAGAGAAAUCGUCCAAGUCGAGGGUGGUGGGCCAGAGUCGUCAACGUCGCGGAGGUCGAGGUCGUCAUCUUGAUUUGACUUCUAGCGUUCGAGCGGUAUACAACUAGUUUCGAUAAACAGCUAAAAGAGUCGCUUGAGGCUCGUUGACAAGGUUGUUUUCGCCGAGGAUUUGCAGUCAACGGUCUGACUGCUGCUGCUGCUGGUGUUGGUCUAGCAGGUGUCGAUCGAUUAACGUCGUCUCUUGAUUUCGUUGUCGUUUGUUUACAUACAGUGCGCGUUCAGCAAGCGAAUGAAUGGUUUGUGCGAUGUGCAAAAACAAAAACUUGACUUCUGCUUCGGAACCAAAAACCCUGCCACUCGACCCGACAACCUGAUUUCAGGAAGAAGUGCCUAGUAGGGGGGGAAACCUUUAGUGGAAUCAUCAACUUGCGUAUGAGUGAAUCCGGUUCUUUUCAACAUUCUUCGAUGGCAUCGUACACUAUGGGCCGCUUACAGUGGGAUCUCACCGUAAGGUAAGAUCAGUACUAAUUGGGCGCACCAACUAGGCCACAGGGGAGGAGCUCCUAUCCAACUGGGGAAUGUUGGGAGGAAUUCCGUGACUUUAAUCUAUUAACCUAAUUAAAAAGAGAAGAGAAAGUGAAGUUUGAGUGAGAUAGAUAACCGCGCCGUGACACACGAAACAUGUGAUUUGGAUUGGCAAAUACUGUAUUUAGUACUUAAAUGGCCACCAGAGGUCUACGAUUGGUGGCAGUUGGAUGCGGGAUAAGGAAGAAAAAAAAUAUUACGAUUGAUGAAUCCCUUAGACGAUGGUAACUAUCUCAAACUCGAAUACUUGUGCCUCAAAAACGCCUCCACUUGGGUCUUCUCUGUUGCCGACAUGCUGGGGCCGCUGCUGGUGCUGUUUGUGCUGUUCGCUAUGCCGUGGU